GCUUGUAGAUAAGAAUUUUACGUUUUAGUUUUGUAGUCCAGAACUGUCAUAAAUGUAACAAAAUUACGAGUACUAAAGAAACAAAGAACAUAAGUUUGUUACGAAUAUUUACCAUUCAAUAAGUUUGUCUUUGCAGUAAGUCGUUGUCGGGCUCGUUGCCUACGUUUCACUUUAUUCUCCAGCCAACACCUGAGCUAACACACGCCAAUAAUAACUGCCGUACCGUGCCGCGCACAACUCCUACGUAGCGUGGCUGCAUAUGUCGUUGAAGCCACCACCCUGACACGUAUCCGGCGCAUGCAGUGACAGGGAGAGGGAGAUCCCAGGAUCAAGAAUGCGGAGGCCCAACUUCAAGUGGAUGGUCAAGUCCAUCCUGCUGCUGCUGAUAUCGCUGACUCUGUUGGUGCUCAUCACCAGCUGGAUAUCGUCGAGCCCCUACACGAACCGGCCCGUUCAUCACAGCGUCGAGCCGCAGCCCGAGAAGGCAGAGCUCAUGCGCCCAAAGGCCGCCGCUGUGAACGAAAAUGUAGUGGAACGCAUCCAGCCAAUUCAUGUCGAUGCGCGCAAGCCAGACCCGGAAUCCGCGAACGAAGCGGAUCCAGAAUAUCCUGACGAACACCCCAAGCGGUUCCGGCCGAAGCACGACGAGGUUGCCCAGCAGCCUGAGCAAGAGUUGCACCAGAAGAGAACCAACGAAGAGCAGGCCGUAAAGGAUUGGCAUGACUACGCGGCAAUGGAUAAAGACGCUGUGCGCGUGGGUAUCGGGGAAGGUGGCAAGGCGGCGAAGUUGGAGGAUGAGGCGACGAAAGAGCAGGAGCGUACAAUUUCCCUGGAGAACGGCUUCAAUGGUCUGCUCUCCGACUCGAUAUCUGUGAAUCGCUCACUGCCCGACAUUCGCCACAAACUCUGCCGCCAGAAGGAUUACCUGGCCAAGCUGCCCACUGUCAGCGUCGUCAUCAUUUUCUACAACGAGUAUCUGAGCGUGCUGAUGCGCUCCGUGCACAGUCUAAUCAAUAGAUCGCCCCAGGAGCUGCUCAAGGAGAUCAUUUUGGUGGACGACUACAGUGACCGGGAAUAUCUGGAGGAAGAGCUGGAGCGCUACAUAAAGGAGCACUUCAGCCAGAUGGUGCGUGUGGUGCGACUGCCCAAGCGCACGGGUCUGAUUGGAGCUCGUUCGGCUGGUGCAAGGAAUGCCACCGCGGAAGUGCUCAUCUUCCUCGACUCGCAUGUGGAGGCCAACUACAAUUGGCUGCCACCGCUGUUGGAGCCAAUUGCCAAGAACAAGCGCACGGCGGUCUGUCCCUUCAUUGACGUCAUUGACCACGCCACCUUCAACUAUCGGGCUCAGGAUGAGGGUGCACGCGGUGCCUUCGACUGGGAGUUCUACUACAAGCGACUGCCCCUGCUCGAAGAGGAUCUAAAGUAUCCUGCCGAUCCCUUCAAGAGUCCCAUCAUGGCCGGCGGGCUCUUUGCCAUAUCCAGGGAGUUCUUCUGGGAGCUGGGUGGCUACGACGAGGGCUUGGACAUCUGGGGCGGUGAGCAGUACGAACUGAGCUUCAAGAUCUGGAUGUGUGGCGGCGAAAUGUACGACGCGCCCUGCUCCCGUAUUGGCCACAUCUAUCGCGGCCCUCGCAAUAACGUGCCGAGUGCCCGAAAGGGCGACUACCUGCAUAGAAACUACAAGCGUGUGGCCGAGGUCUGGAUGGAUGAGUACAAGCGCUAUCUGUACGAGCAUGCAGACGGCGUCUACGAACACAUCGAUGCCGGAGAUCUCACGGCACAGAAGGCGAUACGUAAGAAGUUAAAGUGCAAAUCCUUCAAGUGGUUCAUGGAGGAGGUGGCCUUUGACUUGAUCCACAGCUAUCCGCCCAUUGAUCCGCCCACAUACGCGCUCGGCGCCAUACAGAAUGUCGGCGAUAAGCGCCUGUGCGUAGACACAAUGGGACGCCGAAAACACAACCGGAUGGGCAUGUACGCCUGUGCCGAUGACCUCAAAGUGCCACAAAAGUCACAGUUCUGGGAGCUCAGCUGGAAGCGGGACUUGCGGCUGCGCCGCAAGAAGGAGUGCCUCGAUGUUCAGAUUUGGACUGAGAAUGCGCCCGUCUGGCUGUGGGACUGCCAUUUGCAGGGAGGCAAUCAAUACUGGUACUACGACUAUCACACGCAGACCAUCAGGCACGGUCUCGAGGGCAAGCGUUGCCUCGAGCUGCUGCCCUUCGCCCAGGAGCUGGUGGUGAACGCGUGCAACGACAGUAAUCCGUAUAUGAAGUGGAACUUUGGCUCCUUCAACAAGAGUGCGCUCGACCACUACGACAAGGAUCUCGUGCUAGAGCUGAACUGAGUCGAUGUACUCCACCGAUUCCCACUUGCCAUGUACUUAACACUGCGAUGUAAAUAUUUAGGCUAAUUACAUAUACAUAUACAGAUACAUUUACAUAUGUAGAAUGUAAGAUAAUUGGCCCAUUGGCACAUUCCAAUGUUGCAUUCAGCGCGACAAUGACUAUCACUAGCAAUGCAUUUAUGUACAUCAAGUUAUUUAAAGACCAGAGAAAAAUGCACUCGAGCGUGUGUAACUUUGUUUUCGUUUUAUUUAAUAUUAAUAUCUGUUUGCUUUCAAUACGCGUACUUUAAAUAAAUAUAAUUUAUGCUCCACUCACUC
Molecule: messenger RNA, 2659 nt
Organism: Drosophila guanche
Lineage: Eukaryota; Metazoa; Arthropoda; Insecta; Diptera; Drosophilidae
Gene: Pgant6
Product: N-acetylgalactosaminyltransferase 6
Exons: 4
Coding region: 335-2341 (668 amino acids)
Cellular component (GO): Golgi apparatus
Source: RefSeq, a predicted model, not a curated record